AUGCCUCCCCCUCCGCCGGCGGCCGCCCGCAGCAGGGGCCGGUGCAGCGCGCUCAGCUUCGCCGCGGCGCGGGACCGCUGCUUCAGCCACCGCUUCCGCAGGGCGGGGCUGCGCCCGCUCGCCGUGCCGCUCCCGGGGCCCGGCCCGGACCCGGACCCCGACCCCAACCCGGCCACCACCGUCCACAUGUGGGUGCCCGCGGGCCCGCCACCGCGGAACCCGCUGCUCCUCCUGCACGGCUUCGGCGCCUCCGCCACGUGGCAGUGGGCGCCCUACCUCCGCGCGCUGAUCGCCGCCGGGUUCGACCCCAUCGUGCCCGACCUCGUCUUCUUCGGCGCCUCCUGCACGCGCCUCCCCGACCGCUCCGACGCCUUCCAGGCCUCCGCCAUCAAGGCCGCCAUGGACGCCAUCGGGGUCCCCAGGUUCGGCCUCGUCGGCGUCAGCUACGGCGGCUUCGUCGGACACCGGAUGGCCGCCAUGUUCCCGGAGGCCGUGGACCGGGUCGCCUUGGUCUGCGCGGGGGUCUGCCUCGAGGAGAAGGACCUGGCCGAGGGACUCUUCCCCGUGGCUGGGGUCGGGGAGGCCGCCGCGCUGCUCGUGCCGCGCCGACCGGAGGAGGUGCGCCGCCUGGUCCGCCUCACCUUCGUGCGCCCGCCGCUCAUCAUGCCCUCCUGCUUCCUCUGGGACUACAUCAGGGUGAUGGGCUCUGAUCAUAUCCAGGAGAAGACUGAGCUGCUAUACGCUUUGAUUAAUGGGAGACAACUCUGUACUCUUCCAAAAUUGACCCAGCCAACGCUUAUAAUCUGGGGGGAGCAAGAUCGGGUGUUCCCAAUGGAGCUGGCUCACAGAUUGAACCGGCAUCUAGAGGGGAAUUCUCGAUUAGUUGUUAUAAAGAAUGCUGGGCAUGCAGUCAAUAUUGAGAAGCCCAAGGAAGUGUGCCGGAACAUCAUUGAGUUUUUCAAGGAGCCGGUUGCUGGAGCUGCAAACGCGGACGACAAGGUGUAG
Molecule: messenger RNA, 1005 nt
Organism: Miscanthus lutarioriparius
Lineage: Eukaryota; Viridiplantae; Streptophyta; Magnoliopsida; Poales; Poaceae
Source: the annotation of a GenBank genome assembly